CGCGACAAGGACCUCACAACGAUAUCACUUGAAGAAGGUGAAUACAUGAACGGUAACGGUCACUUCGCUGCUCCAUCUUCACCGCUUCCCCCGUCCCUGCCUUACUCUCGCCGAUGGCUUGGAUCAAUCCGCAGGAUCACUUCUCUCUGGGGCGCAAGGCCUUCCCAGCCGAACACGCACUCACGCAAAUCGUACUUGCGGGGGGUACAAUCAUCUCCCAGUCGCAUCUCUCCCACACGGUCCCUGUCAUACCCCACAUAUCAUGAUGUCAACAACUUUGCACCGAAGCCAACCUCGGCAUCGGCAUCGCCAACGAUUGGGGCUUAUGACGACAACACCACUUCGAAGACCAAUGGCGAGGCUGGGGGGGGCUCGUCCUUGUCGAUCUACUCGCGGUCGAGGAACUCCUCGACUAUCAGCCUGUCGACGCUCGUUCCUCGCCAACCGAUAUCUCGGACCAGCAGCGCACUACAUGUUCCCUCUGACAUCUUGUUUCAUGACGAAUGAACGGUUCGAUGGAUCCCCAUCCGCACGAUAUUAACGUUUCCACCCUGUCUUUGCGCCAUCUCCCCUCUGCACACUUGUAGACCCGUGACCCGUCGACACUUAUGUAUCUCCCUGCUGAACUUGUCGGAUACCCUAAGAUUUAUUGAUAUGUUCUAUGCUUAGAUUGGUUGCCACGGAUAUUGUCUUGUGUAUAUUUAGAUACUUACUUCUCCACACUACUAAAAGAGUGCGAGGGUCCUUGACCCAUGCGCAUUGACUG
Heterobasidion irregulare TC 32-1 is the source of this 766-nucleotide messenger RNA. RefSeq lists its product as uncharacterized. The record is from RefSeq and is a predicted model, not a curated record. Lineage: Eukaryota; Fungi; Basidiomycota; Agaricomycetes; Russulales; Bondarzewiaceae. The transcript has a single exon. The coding region runs from base 46 to 507 and encodes 153 amino acids.